Messenger RNA from Boleophthalmus pectinirostris (great blue-spotted mudskipper), 1243 nucleotides. RefSeq names its product coiled-coil domain containing 92Bb (gene ccdc92bb). The record is from RefSeq and is a predicted model, not a curated record. The transcript is spliced from 4 exons. NCBI's taxonomy places the organism in Eukaryota, Metazoa, Chordata, Actinopteri, Gobiiformes, Gobiidae. The coding region runs from base 202 to 1083 and encodes 293 amino acids.
UACAUUUUCUUGUGCGAAACAAAGCAGCAAUAUAAUCUCUUUUGCAUCCGAAGAUACCGCAUCGUUUACAGUCGUUUAGCACCGGGCUUUUGUUUUCCGCUGCAUCAAGGACAGAGCCAUCAGAGCGAAACGGAGAUCCAUGAGAGGCGCUGGAGGCAGGACGCCGCUUCAGUCUCAGGGUUGUUGUGAGAGCGCAAAGCCAUGGCCGCAGGUAGGCUGGAGCAGCAGGUGGCCAGUGUGGAGCGGGGCAUCGCCUUCCUGAAGCAGGAGCAUCGGGUCAUGCUAACCGGGCUGCACGUGGAGAUAACGAACCUGAAGAGACGCUGCCAUGAGUUGGGCUGUGAGCUGGACUCUAGAUUUCCCGACAGAAACCCUGCAGAUGAGGAAGCAGAAUUGGAGGCGCGUUGUGAAGCAGUGGAGCGCCUCCUGGAGGACCAACACUGUAUGACACUGGCGGCCCGCGGUGAGCUGCGCGCCGGACGGGCCCGAGUGUCCGCACUGGGACGAAGCCUCAGGGAAGAGGAGAGAUGUUUUUUGGAGGAACUGAAACGCAGAAGCCAUAAGAUUACGCUGAUGAACAGAGAGCUACAGCGACAAGAUUCAGCUACAUCUAGUCUCUGUCAGGAGCUCCACAAUGCCAGGUUAAAACUAUUUCAACAAAAACAGGGCGAAGAGUGUAGGGCUGAAGGGACAGAGGAAACAGCCAAAGACCAACAGGAAGUAGAACAAGAAGAGGAUGAUGAUGAUUAUGAAGAUGACAGCUCUGAUUGGCUUUUAUCCCCGCCUCCACCUGAGUCCCCUGGCCAAUCAGAGCUUAGAGUCCAGCGCAGCAGACUGAGCAUCAGAGAAGAGCGGGUCCGAGCCUGUGUCCCACGGGAGAGGGUCACAUCUCCCCAAAGACCCCUCCCCAUGCCUGACCCUGCUCUCUUCCUGGUCCCUCUAAGGUACCGGAUGCUGCGACUGAACCGGCCUAUCAGACAGAAGGAAAGUGAUCAGCUGGAUGAUGAAUGGGAGGAUAUAGAUGAGGGAGGGAUACACAGCAGAGUGGACAUGGGUGCAGGGGAGGGAGAGACUGCCCUGUGAAUGUUACUGAUGGGUUAGAAAAGUGGUCUUCCAUUGACAAAACCAGCACCAAAUGCCCCCUUAAAAAGAUAUAGGAAAUAAUGGAAAUGUGAGAGAUGUAACUGUGGUUGUUUAGUGAGUUGUUGGGCUGUGUUUGAAAUGGCAUACAGAAAAUAUUUAG